Molecule: messenger RNA, 664 nt
Organism: Monopterus albus (swamp eel)
Lineage: Eukaryota; Metazoa; Chordata; Actinopteri; Synbranchiformes; Synbranchidae
Exons: 4
Coding region: 17-631 (204 amino acids)
Source: RefSeq, a predicted model, not a curated record
AGCACAGCAACCACAGAUGAGCAUCACUGGUAUCCCCACGGUGGGAGAGCAGAGCAAAGUGUCCUGCACUGUGCACCAUACAUGUAUCUCUGCACCCCCCAUCCUGACCUUAAAUGAUGUACGUGGAGCAGACCUCACUGUGGACGUUCUUGUACCUGAUGGGAUGUGGGCAAGGACAGUUGAGCGAACUUGGACUGUACAAGAAGAGGACCAGAGUGUGAAAUGUACUGUUAGCUACUCUGGUGGUCAGAAAGCCACAAGUGAGCUCAGGCUGGAUGUUGAAUGUCCUUAUGAUGACAUCACAAUGGUUGAGCCACCAGGUGAGGUAACAGAGGGUGUGGCAAAAAGUGUCAUUUGUUCUGUUUCCUACAAGUGCAAAAAAAACAAACCAACCAUUGUGUGGAACUACAAAGACCUUCAGAGUUCAUUGCACACCGAACAGAUGUCGAGCUACACCUAUAAGACAGUGUCAAAUCUAACCUUUAUUGGCUCUCUGAGUGAUGACAGAAAACCUUUGACCUGCACUGCUCAGUUUAAUACCGGGGAGACCUCAGCCUUUGCAGUGCUUCAUAUAAAGAAAUAUGAAAAACCAGAUGAAGAAACAUCUACACAUGAUGGUUCACUGCCCUGACCCGCUCUUGUGUAGUGAUUCCCUGCACUUUCC